Messenger RNA from Austrofundulus limnaeus, 2418 nucleotides. RefSeq names its product phosphogluconate dehydrogenase (gene pgd). Bases 105 to 1556 code for a protein of 483 amino acids. The transcript has 13 exons. Gene Ontology annotation, molecular function: phosphogluconate dehydrogenase (decarboxylating) activity; NADP binding. The record is from RefSeq and is a predicted model, not a curated record. Gene Ontology annotation, biological process: pentose-phosphate shunt. Lineage: Eukaryota; Metazoa; Chordata; Actinopteri; Cyprinodontiformes; Rivulidae.
GAGAAACUCGGAACGAGGAAGUGGAAGACGAAGAGAGAAAAUCCGUACGGAAGGUCUUGGUCUCAAUACUUCUCACUUUAUCCUUUAUUUACCCGGACAGCACGAUGGCUAAAGCAGAUAUUGCACUGAUUGGUUUGGCUGUUAUGGGCCAGAACCUCAUCAUGAACAUGAACGACCAUGGCUUUGUGGUCUGCGCCUACAACCGAACCGUGUCCAAGGUGCACGACUUCCUGCAGAACGAGGCGAAGGGCUCCAAGGUGAUCGGAGCCGAGUCCCUGGAAGACAUGGUGUCCAAGCUGAAGAAGCCCAGGAGGAUCGUCCUGUUGGUCAAGGCCGGCCAGGCUGUGGAUGAUUUCAUUGAUAAACUGGUACCUCUUCUAGAAGCAGGGGAUAUCAUCAUCGAUGGUGGCAACUCAGAGUAUAGAGACACAACACGGAGGUGUAAGAGUCUGAAAGAGAAGGGCUUUCUGUUUGUUGGGAGCGGAGUGAGUGGUGGAGAGGAGGGCGCACGUUAUGGACCCUCACUCAUGCCGGGGGGACACAAGGAAGCUUGGCCACACAUAAAAGAAAUUUUCCAAAGCAUCGCUGCCAAGGUUGGAACAGGAGAGGCGUGUUGUGACUGGGUUGGGGAUGAAGGCGCAGGUCACUUUGUGAAAAUGGUCCACAACGGCAUCGAGUACGGAGACAUGCAGCUGAUCUGUGAGGCCUACCACCUAAUGAAGGACGUUUUAGGGAUGGACCAUGACGAGAUGGCGCAGGCUUUCGACAGCUGGAACAAGACAGAACUGGACUCCUUCCUGAUUGAGAUCACAGCCAACAUCCUUAAAUACCGGGACGCCGAUGGCACGCACCUGCUGCCUAAAAUUCGGGACAGCGCUGGACAGAAAGGCACGGGGAAGUGGACGGCCAUUUCAGCCCUGGAGUACGGCACACCUGUCACCUUGAUCGGGGAGGCUGUCUUUGCCAGGUGCCUGUCGUCUCUGAAGGAUGAGAGGGUGCAGGCCAGCCGCAGCCUCUCAGGCCCACAGGGGGUCAAAUUCAGCGGCAACAAGGCUGCAUUCCUGGAAGACAUUAGAAAGGCUCUUUAUGCCUCCAAGAUCAUUUCCUACGCUCAGGGCUUCAUGCUGUUGCGACAAGCAGCCAAAGAGUUUGACUGGUCACUCAACUAUGGCGCGAUCGCACUGAUGUGGAGAGGAGGCUGCAUCAUCCGGAGUGUUUUCUUGGGUAAAAUCAAGGAGGCGUUCGACAGGAACUCGGACCUGCAGAACUUGCUGCUGGACAGUUUCUUCAGUAAAGCUGUGCAAGACUGCCAGGAGUCGUGGCGCAGAACAAUUGGGGUUGGAGUCCAGCAUGGCAUCCCCAUGCCCUGCUUCUCCACAGCUCUGUCCUUCUACGAUGGUUACAGGCACGAGAUGCUGCCGGCCAACCUGCUGCAGGCCCAAAGGGACUAUUUCGGAGCGCACACGUACGAGCUGCUAUCGAAUCCCGGUCAUUACAUCCACACUAACUGGACAGGCCARGGUGGAAACGUCUCGUCUUCUUCCUACAACGCUUAAAGACGAUUCUUACAGCAUUUAAUAAAAAUUAAAAAUGAAGAACAGGAGGUUGUUACCAGCAGAACACCACCACCCAGCCCAACACCUAGCUUCUUCCAGCCGUUUCUUGCUCCGAGAUGUGUUGUAGUUUUUUUUUUUUUUUAUAAGGAAACGGGACCAGAAAUUAAACUCUCCCUAUUCUUGUCUGUUCUGAUGUAGCAACAGACGUGAGAGGAUGUGGAAAUCAGGCUCAUGUUUACAUGUCUUGUUGGGUGGGGGGUGGGGUGGGUUCUCAGUGUAAACUCAAGAUGAACCACUGCCCUGUGCCGUAACAGGCUAAAUAAAGAUUUCAAUCCCUUUCUAAGUAGCUUCAAUGGUAAAGCGUAACAAUACGGGAGCCAGUCAAUAUAUAGAGUGAUAAAUAACAGGAUGCUUUUAUAACGGGAGAUGUGUGUAAUAUCAGAUGUCCAGCAGGAGGAUUUAUACAUGUAAUUAAAUUAUACAUAAUUUCUUAGGACGUCUUGUUUAACUGGUAACUUUUCAAAUGUUAUAUUUUUUGUAAUAGUAGUUCUACUAGCACAGUAUUUUGAGGUUUAAUUUUAAAAUACGUUCAUAGGGAACACAGCAGUUUCCUUGUCAUGCUCUGACYAACAACUAAAACCCUUUAAGUCGCUGCAGAGCUCUACAGUUGUUAGGUGGCAAACAGCUUCUAUGAACUAAUGUCAGAUUGUCUCUUAAGAACAUUUUGUUGAAAUGUAAUGAGCAGAGGUCAGGCCUCAUCAGUGCAUAUGUUGCUUAUUAAUGGGCUUUGAAUGCCUUUUGAAUUGAAAAGAAAAAAACUCCAGGUGAGACUGCGCAAAAAUAAACCCCUUCCCUCCUCUUA